Stylonychia lemnae is the source of this 8061-nucleotide messenger RNA. The record is from the annotation of a GenBank genome assembly. NCBI's taxonomy places the organism in Eukaryota, Ciliophora, Spirotrichea, Sporadotrichida, Oxytrichidae.
AUGAGCUAAUCAACUAAUUAUUUGAUAGAUAUUCGUAUUGAGAUAGAGGUAAAAUUACCGUAUACCAUACUACUUCAAAAGUUUGAUUUUCACCUAGAUGAGUAAUUUUGCAAAGAGGAUUUUGCUAAAGUAUUUCAAUUCAAUAAACUACUGAGGAAAUCAGUACUUGACCCAAAUAUCAUUUAUUAGGAUGCACUGAUACUUUCUCAUAAUAAGGCAUCUCCUUUUUAAUAUGCUCCAAAGUCAUCAAAUCCCUCUUCAUUAUCAUCUUAGAUUGAUAUAGAGUUAGAAGCACUAAGAAAUGAAGUUUUAAAUUGUGGAGCUUCCUCACUAGCUGAUGAUUAAAAUGAUUCUUAGGGUAAUAAACACUCAAUAAAGGUCUGUUCUGUUGGUACUUAAUUUAAGUUAGUCAUGAAAGUUAGUGAUAAUUUUGGAUUUGAUUUAAAUUCUGCGAAAGAACAUCCAAAUAAAGAGCUCCAGGAGGAUUUAAGAAGCAUCAGUAGAACAAUGAUGCAAGAAAGUGAGUCAGAGGUGAAUUAGGCUGAUGAGGGAAAAAUUUAGGAAAUAGGGAAUAUGAAUCAAAUCACUCAGUAGAUUGGAUAACUAUAAAGAAAAAACUCAGAGACUUUUCAAUCAGAAGAAACAUUGACUAAUUUGAAAGGGGGUGGCAGUUAUGCCUAGACAUUAAGUGAAAGCAAUUAGCUUUAAACAACAGCUUAAUCUACUGGAAUUCCACAUUAAAGAAGGCAAAGUCGAAAUAAUAAGUAAAAACAGCAUUAAUCUUUCCUCGAGAAAGCAAUUAAUAAUGACUUGCCCCAUUCUACUAAAGCCACUUACAAUGAAAAUGAGGAAAAGAAAGGAGAAAAAAGCAAGUCACCUGCAUAAACAAUAGAAUAACAGAGAAAUAUUGAAAAGAUCUUUAAAAGAGCAUUUUCAUAAAUUGUCAUAGGAUUAAGAUUCUAUGCCUGGCCUUGUUUCAGAAUACCUUAAGCAAAUAAUUUGAUACCCCUAAUGAAUACUAGUUUUCUAUUCAAUUAGUAUAGAAUGUUAGAUGAGAAAAAGGAUGUUGAUUUUAUGAUAGCUCUAUCAAUGAUGAGCGGAAGAAAAUUUAUUUAGGCAGCUGAGUAGUUUAGAAAACUAUAAAAUGAAAUUCUUUUAAAUGAAAACCUUACUUAAUAAGCUCUUGACCGAUGUAUUUAAUUCGAAAUUUUAAUUGCUGAUUCUAUGAAUUAACAUAGCCAAUUAGCAGAAAAAAUCAAUGCUUUCUAAAGAGCAGUUGACUUAAGCCUGAAGCAACGUCCUAAAUAAAAUAAUAAUAUCUAAACUUAGUAAAUGCAUCAGAUAAGAGAAGAGGAAUCAUACAAACUUUUAAUGAUGAUGCAUCCUUACCUCACUAAGAUAUUGCUUUAAAACCUUGAUUCAAAAAUAGAGGCAAUUAAAGUUGCUGUCUUAAGAAAUCUUGAGUUUCUGAUUGAUUAAUUAGGAUGCAGCUUAGAUUAAUAUCUAGUCUAGAUUCUUAUUGGUAUAAUACAUACAUAUCCGAGAUCGAAUUUACACUUCAAUAAUAUGGUUAUUUAAAAUUAGAAGCUUCCUAUAAGAUAUGGAUUUUAUUAGACGUUCACUUAACAAAGUAUUAUCCAGGCUAUCAAUAGUAAUGGCUUUUUUAAUGUACAGUAAUUUGGAAACUUUGAUCUUGCAAUUUAAAACUCCUAUAUGGAUUCAAUUUUUUAUGAUUAAAAUCAAGAGAACGAUUUUUAGAUUAAAGAGGGGAUAAAUUUUUAAUAGACCUAUUAAACGAGCAUAAAGAACCUUCAUAAUCACAUACUUGAAAGUUUUAUCCAGCUAUUAAGUUCAAUGUCAUCCUAAGUAUUACAGCAAAUUUAUAAUGAAAUCCUAAUUAAGUCUAUUUUUCUAGGUAAUAAUCCAUUAGAAAAUUAGCUUGCCACUGAUUUAAGAAUUUAUCUACUAAAAUUGACUGAUAAGAUUAUUAAUAUAUGUUAAGGUGACUUAGUACUUAAUCUUAAUUUCAUAAAUAACAUGGUUUAAACCAUGAUCCCAGACCAAAGAAAGUUAUAAAAUGCAAUUUUAAGUAACCCUUAUAAUUAGACAAUAUCUCUUUAGAAUCAAAUGGAAAUAGCCAAAGCAAAAUAAAAGACGAGUGAGACAAUAAGUUUAGCAUGUCACAAUCUAUGGUAGACAUGCAGAUAAAAGCUUUUCUGCAACUAUUCUGCUAAAGGUGUUAAAAUUUUACUAGAAUGGACUUUUAACAACUUAAUUACUCUUGCUGAAAACUCUGAAACUCUUAAUGCUGAUGAGUAGUCAAAACUUACUAUGGUCUUUGACAUAAUAGAUCUUUUUACCCAGUAACAAAGUGCAUUAUAAGACUAGAGUAAGUAAAUCGACUAGUAAGCUGAUGCUCUUGAAGAAUAACUCCGAAGACAAUCUGAUAUUAAAAACUAAUAAAUAAAUUCACUUAGCGGUAGAGAAACAAGAAUACUGUCGUCUAGAUUAGGAGAGCAAAACAAUAUGAAUUUUGGAAUUGACCUAAAUUCAUCUAUGAGAGGAUAGCCUUUAAUUAGAAUAAAGUCUAAAUCAAUGCUAUCGCUAGAGUUAUAUGCCCUCAUUAAUCCUAUUCUUUUCUGGCUGGAUUUUUCUCUUGAAAAAUUGGAUAGAUUGUCUUUAUUUAAAAUGACUUGGAAGACCCUACUAAAAAUACUCUCAGUGCUCCCUGAAAAGUUGAUUGACAUUGAUGAAAUUACAGUCAUCUUACCAGUGUUAUAAAAAGUCAACAAUUUUUGCUAGUAAAGUUCUCCAUAGUUAGAAAUGCUUUAAUUUCUUUAAAUAGUUUUCCAAGAUUUACUAGUGUCUAAAAAGCUAACUAAAGAGUUAAUCAAGUUUUUGGAUAUCUUUCUGACUACAAUAUCUAAAUGCAUUCCUCAUAAUUUACAUGAGGAGGUAUUUGUAGUUUGCGAGUAAAUUUUGGAAAUCAUGAAAAAUAAUCUUAAAGAUUAUCAUAUUAGAGGAGUAAUUGAUGCUCUUACUGAUAAAUAUACAAUGAGAAGUAAAGCUCAUAAGAGACUGCAGUCAUAUUUUAUUUAAAUGAUCUUGGAGAUUAGCUGCAAAAAACCAUAAGCGGAUUUAGGAUUAACUUAGUAGAACAGCCUACAUGCUUCAUAAUAGUAGGAUCUGAUCAGAUAAAGUAUGCAGGGCCAUUUGCAUUCUUAGACAUCUAACAAUUUUGGAUUGACUAACAGAUAGACAAAUGAAAAUCCUGACCAUAUUGACAAUUAUGAUUAUGAAAGAGAUAGCAAUGAGUACGCUGAUGAGGAUGAUGAGUAGUCUGAGGAAUAAGUUAUUCAUAUCAAUCACAUAUAGCAUUAAAGAUAGCAGCAUCAUAGUAAUCAUUAGUUAUUACACCACACAAACCAAGACUAUAAUGAAAGCCCUAUGUCUCAAAGACUCUUCCAUUCUCAAUCUAAUUUCCAUCAAAAUUCAGCUCAAAUAAUAAACGAUUAAAGGAAUAAUAAUCAAAUGCAUCGAAGAUUAUCAUCAGAAAUGAAUAACUAUUUUGAGACUUUAGUUGAAAUCUGUCUCUUUACCAAUUAGUAUGAGUUUUAAAAAAAAGACAAAUAUUAGGAGCAAAUUAACCUUGAACUUUACUUUGAGAAACUAGCUAUUCUAUAACUUACCUUAAAAUCAAUGAGUCAAACCCAUAUCUAGAUAUUCUGUGAUUUAAUUAAGAAAUCACAAUUCAAAGAUGCCCUUUUGAAAGUUUUAAAAAAUGAAAGGUCGCCAUUGAUUGCUAUUGAGUUGCUUGAACUUUAUAGUACUUACUAUAUAAACUAUUGCACACUUAAAAAUAUCUAUGAUCACUAAGUAAAUCUAUUAGCUCCAGUAAAUCCUUAACUUGUCCCAGAGACUUACAAUUCCAGGCCUAACAAUAAUAACUAGACUAGUCAAAGCAGUGGAGGUUAGUAGUAGAAUCAUAACUACCACAGAGAGUCUUCUCGCGGAUCAUUUGCUUCAAACGCACACAAUAAUAAUUUACCUCCUAACUUCAACAUUAAUCUAAGAAAUAAUCUGGGAUAAAAUCCACUUCAGAUGAACACCAAUUAUAACAUACAGAUCAAUGGAGCUAAUAUGGCUCCCUCACAUUAGAUACUUAGAUAUUAGCAUAUCUAAAAUACAGAGGACGACCUACUAAUUGAAAAUCUGAAUGAAGACAUGAUUUAGGAGGAAAUCGAUAUAAUCAAUAGGGAACGACUAAUACUCAUACAACUGCAUGCUUAGUUUAUUAGAUACUGCAGCGAAUAGUAUGAUCUGACUCACGAUGCACAUAUGCAAUUCCACACUUUAAAUAUGAUUGAUAACCUUUUUACUAAUCUGAUGCCCGUGCCUAAUUUCCAAAAUCUUAUGAUAAAGUAAAAUUUGCAAAGGUAGAGAAACUAGUUUAGUCAAAUUCCAGGUGAAGCCUUCAGACAAUAGCAAAUUAAAAUCCAUCAUUAUGAAAUCCCAGACUUAGAGAGAUUCUAAGUAAUAGAAAACUUAUAGAAUUAUCAAUAGCUAUUAGCCUAGUAAUAGCAUUUACCACCAAAUCAGGUUCAAUCAAUAGUUUACAAUGAGUUUGAGUCAAGAGAUCCCAGAUUCCUACAUGCAAGAUUGAACUUUGGAUUAAAGAUUUGGAACUUUAUAGAGCAAGCCUUAUUCUAAAGUUCAUGGAGUAAUAUCAAAAGUAUUUGCUAUGGAGUUAUAUGCUAAUUGUUUAAAGUUGAUAUCCAAGACUAUAAAUCUUACUACAAAAAUAAAGUCAAGCAAGUGCUAUUCCCUCUGCUAAAUAGUUUACUUUUCAGCAAGGAAUCUGAGUCUAAAGCUGGAGGAUUGAAUAUUCUUGGUUCAUUCUGCGGUCUUGGUCAUGAUUUUACAAACAUCAAUUAAUUUAAAAUCAAUCAGAAUAUGGCCUAUUUUAGAAGAAACUCAAAUUUUAUCUCCCUAGCUCUAUGGCAAUAGGUAUUCAAUCUUUAGGAAGAUUGGGACCCAACCAUUAGAGAGGCAUCUACAGUCUUGAUUUAAGUUUGUGCUCCAAGAGAAAGUGUUAGACACUUUAAUAGCAUUGUACACGAGAAGUACCAGUUAAAAAUGCAAUCUCUAAUUAAGACUUAUAAUGUUGCAGGGAACCAGUCCUUGAGGCAGAAGAUUUAUUAAGGUGCAGCAAAUAGCUCUAUCUAGACACCCUCGAUAUUAAUAAAUUAAUCUGAAAGUGUUGAAGAGUUUAAAAUAGGGUCAGAUUUAAUGGAAAAUCUAACAGAUAGAAGUAGCCAUUAAGAGGAAAGAAGAAGCAUAUUUAGGGCCUAUAUGCCUACCAACCAAUCUAUGAGAAGUGGCUUUGGAUCAUAACUAGGGAUAUAACAUCAAGACAGGCAUAAUGAUGGUACAAUGGAUGAUGAUUUUAGCAGCAGUGGGGAUGAGAGAGUAGGUAACUUCAUUUUGUAAAACGAUUCUAAUGGAGAUGAAUACUUUUACGUAGACACAUACAAUGAGGAUUAAAUAAAGCAGAUUAUAGCAAUAUUCAAGAAUGAUUACAAGCCACCAAAGAAUCUUUGGAUUGAAAAGAACGGGGUCUAGAAUACAUUUAAUCAAAAUGCUAUUGGAAGUGAAUACAUUGAUCUUAAUCUGCAGUAAUCAGACCAAAACUAAUCAAACAAUAUCAUGGAUGUAUUCGAAGAUAAGAUAGUAGAUAGACUGAACAAUAUUAUACUUCAAAAGGGAGAGAAGUCUAAUAAGAUGGCCAACGCCUUGGAUUAGUAUUUCAAGAAAUAGGAUGGGGAAUCUACUUAGAAUGCAUCUGGAGAAAGUGAAUAUCUCAUUUUUGAGAGGCAUUUUGAGUCAGAUAAGGAAAAGCUUGCCUAGUCAUCUUAGAUAAUAUUGAUUGACCCUAAGAAAGAUUAGAACAACAAUGAUGCCAACCUAAAUUUAGAUUUAUACCAAGAAGAUCUUGGAAUCAUUGAUCUUGAUGAAGAUGAAGGUGGAGAUGAAUUUGAUGAACUAGAUGAUGAUAAACUACCAGUGUUGAAAAAUACAUAUUCUAAGAAAAAUAGACCUAAUAACAGUAAAAGUGUGGCUAUAGGAAGUAGGACUUAAGAAAUGUAGAGAAAAAGCUCUUAAUUGCAAGAAAAGUAGUAAGAGAGUCCAAGUUAGACAUAAAAGAUAGAUUAGCAAGAGGAAGUCAAGAAAUCUAGUCCAGAUUAAAAUAUGAAUCAUGCCUACAAGCAGCAAAUAGGAUUGAAUUUUGAUUCUGAUGAGGAUGAAGUUCUCAUUGCUGAGGAUUUAGGAGAAGAUAACUAAUUAAGUGAUGAAGUUUAGAGUCCUAAAGUGGAUGAUGUAUAAGAAUAAGAUUAGAAGAUAGAUGAAUAUGAAAUGAAGAUAGCUAAAACAAUCUAAGACUUGAAUGACUAGUUAAAAUAAGUAAAAGACCUAGGUUCUCCUAAAUCAAAAAUAAAUACUUAGGAGGAACUAUAGAAAAUAAUAUAAUCUCCUUAGAUAUAAAUCACUGCAACAAAAGUUUCAAAACGAAAUGAAGAUUUAGCAUUGUUAAAAAGUAGGCCUAAAACUAACAAGAGUUUUGACUUGAAAUAAAAGAAAAAUGGUCUCUCGUCUCCUCUUAGAGUAAAAGAUUAUAUGACAGGAGCAACCAAUAUUACCUAAGUUAAUGAGAUAGAUGAAAGCUCUUUAAAUUUAAUUACUCCGUAAAGCAGUAAUAACCAAAAACUAAUAGAGAGACAGCAAAUGAAUACUUCUCAUAAUCAAUCAUAAGGCAGUUCUUAAUAGCAUCAGCAAGUUAAGAAAAUUAAUGACCCUCUGGCUAAUAAUUCUAAAAAGUCUUACUCUUCACAAGCAUAGAGACUAAAAAACUAAGGUAAAAUUAUAGAAUUCGAUUGUGAUUUAGUGAUAAACUAAGGCAUAAUGAAGAAGGAUGCUUCAACUUAUUCCAAACCUUAACUUCUAUCUAAUACCUCUCCAGGACCUAUUAAUUCUCUGAUCCUGAAUCCGUAAUCAGCCAAAUAGAGCAAUAUCCCUGGUAACAAUCUCCCUCGAAACCCAAUAUCAUAAUUCCAGGCUAUGACAACUACCAAUAGAAAGAGGAAAAGUGAUUAUCAUCGAAAGUCAGAUGUACCACCAUAUUCAACUCUAGCUUAGAAGAAGUUUGCUUCAAGCUCAAUGUCCUAGAAUCCAACAAGUAAUUAACUCUAAAAUACUUUGCAUGAGAAAUCAAUUGAGAAAGUAUCUUAGCUCUCACAUAGCUAGAUAAAUAAUGCUUUAGAUUCAUCUCUUAUGAAUUCCAAAAAUUAAAAAUCAACUAUUGGACUGCAGUCAUAAUCUUUGAUGCAGAAAGCCAAAUAAGCAUUUGUCUCGAGAGCAAAAUCACAAAGCUAUUUGAAUAGUUUUAUGGGGAUGAGCAAUUCUAAUUCUGUAGGAUCCUCUGUUAACCUUCACAGAAGAGCUGAUAAUAAUAGUUUCAAGCAGCAGUCCUCAACUCAUGCAUUAGGUAUCAAUAAAUCUCUAACUGUAAGUGUUGAAGGCGGAGUCCCUGUAGUCAUUCAUGAAAACAAUAAAAUUGGAAACCGUGUGAUAGACAUAUCUCUUUUAGAAUAAUAAACUUUAGGGGGUAUUCGUACUUAAGGACCAAUCAUUCAUUAAAUCCACAAGGGCUAUUUCUCAAAUGAUGAUGAGCAUAAUUACCCAGACUCAGAGAUUAUGAAAGCCCCAUAGUAAGUAAAAAGAAAGCUUCAUAGUCCACCAGGAUCUGGAGACCUUUAAAAGAAAAUAAAAAAUUCAUUUUCUUCUGAUGACGAAGGUAAGCUUAAGAUCAGGCCCUAGUCGCAUCACUUAAAGACUAGAAAAAUUAAGCAUUAGAAUCUAAUGAUAGACUCGUCAUAGAAAUAGCUUAAAAUAAGUAACUAGGUUGAAAUUCUUUUGGAUUAAGAUUAAGAUGAUUUCCAAGAUUUAAAUGAAGAGAAAAAUAGGCCUUAGAAAAUCAAGAAGUCAAAAAGAUAUAUAAAGUGA